Messenger RNA from Rotaria socialis, 1719 nucleotides. The record is from the annotation of a GenBank genome assembly. NCBI's taxonomy places the organism in Eukaryota, Metazoa, Rotifera, Eurotatoria, Philodinida, Philodinidae.
AUGGCAUCAUCAGCAGCCGACGUUUUGUCUUCUACUACUAAUAACUUAGAAUCUCAACCCCCUGAAAAAUCGUCAUUGGAACAAUUUCGAAAAUUAUUCAUCGGAGGUUUAACUUAUUCAACUACGGAUGAAAAAUUAAAAGAGUAUUGUUCGACCUAUGGCGAAAUAGCUGAAUGUGUUAUUAUGCGUGAUAGGGAAGGCCGAUCACGUGGGUUUGGUUUUGUUAGUUUUGAAGAUCGUUCAAUGGUUGAUUCUUUCAUGGAACAUCGACCACAUACACUCGAUGGAAGAAAAAUAGAAUCCAAACGUGCAAUGCCACGUGAUGAAGCUUCAAAACCUGAAGGACAGUUAACAGUAAAAAAAAUGUUUGUCGGAGGCAUUAAGGAAGAUAUAACUGAAGAUGAUCUUAAAUCACAUUUUCAAAAGUUCGGAAAUAUUAUUGAGUGCAAUAUCAUGAAAGAUAAAGAUGAUAAAUUACGUGGUUUUGCAUUUAUCACUUUUGAUGAUUACGAUGGUGUUGAUUGUUGUAUUCUCGAAAAACCUCACAUUAUCAAAGAUAAAGAACUCGAUAUACGAAAAGCAAUUCCACGUGAGAAUAUAUCACGGGCUUACACUUCAGCCCCUCAUAAUAACAUAAAUUCUGAGUUCUAUUAUCAACCACAAUUAAUGAUCAAUAAUGGAACAUUACCUCCUCUAUCAUAUACUUAUUUUCAUCCGUCGAACUAUAUAUCUAAACCAAUACCAUUAAUGAAUACAACGAAUUCUAAUUCACAAGCAAACGGUUUACAGCCUACAACAUUAUUUAUUCCGCCGGAAUUGCAACCUAAUGCAUUUUAUCCUACAUCUUCAGUACGAACAAAUAAUAAUGUACAAUAUCAAAAUGGAAAUAGAAAAAAAAUAACAAAUGAACAAAUAACACAAUUACGCUCAGUCAGCGACGAGCAACAUCGAAAAUUAUUUAUUGGUGGUCUAUCUUUUAAAACCACUGAUGACACAUUAAAAGACUAUGCAAGAAAGUUCGGUGAAAUAAGUGAUUGCCUAGUAAUGAAAGAUCAUAAUGGACAAUCAAAAUGUUUCGGUUUUGUAACGUUUACUGAUUCAGCAAUAGUAGAUGAAUUUAUGAAACAAAGACCCCAUACUAUUGACGGUCGUCAAAUCGAUCCAAAGCGCGCGAUGCCACGUGAAGAAGCCAAUAAUGACGAUAUUCAUUUAACGGUGAAGAAAAUUUUUAUCGGAGGCAUUCGCGAUGGACUUGAUGAAGAAUCAUUACGAAAAUAUUUUGAAAAAUACGGAAAUAUCAAUGAUUGUCUUCUGAUGCAUGACAAAGAUGGGAAAACGCGAGGAUUUGCAUUUAUUGAAUUUGAUGACUACGAUCCUGUGGAUAAAAUAAUUCUUGCACGACCUCAUACAAUAGGUGAAUAUCGUGUUGAUGUUAAAAAAGCUAUACCAAAAGAUCAACGACAAUUUCAAGCUCAACAACAAGAAUAUGCACUUCAAAUGCAAGCAGCCACGGCUGCCUAUUAUUAUUAUACGAAUUUGCCAUAUCAUUUUUUAAAUAAUCAAAUAAUGCCUCCUUCUUUAAUCAAUCAAAAUGGUGCUCUUAUAGAUGAUGUAUUUUCUCAUAUUCAAACGUCAAAUAACAAUAAUAAUAUUUCGAAUACUCUUCGCUAUUUUCCCACACGCAAUAAUCGUCAACAAUCAUCACGUAGUAUUCAGUAA